AUGUCGUUAUCUACGAUCCUCCAGCAUGUCAAGAAGAAGGGCCAACCGCCUCCACGCAAUGUGGGUACGAAAUCUGGUCCUAUUACAGCAUCAUCUUUAUCUUCGGCUUCACCUUCAGCAUCAAGUACUGUAAAAGGCCAUGCUUCCUUCAAAAAUGGCGAUAGAAAGGAAGUGGACCCCGUAGUAGCAAUGCUUAAAGAGAAGCGGCGUUUGGAACGAGAAAAGAAGGAACAAGAGAUGCGAGCUAAAAAGGGUUUGCCAGCCAAAAAGCCCGCUAAGGAAAGAGCUCCUAAACUGGGGAAAAGUGCAACCUCCAUCAAAUCUGCGAAUGGCCUAGCACAUUCUACAAAUUCUUCACGGUCUUUACACACCGGUCGUUCUUCAAAUUUGGCCAGGCUGUCCGCAUAUCCAGCCGAUAGCAGUGAACAGAAGCUGACAAAAAAGUUGAGUUUCAAUGAUUUGAUGAAACGAGCCUCAAAAAUUGACCAGAGCAAACUUUCCAUUACGUUAAGAAAUAAAAGUAAGUCUCCAGAAACGGCUACAGGGUCCGGUGCCAGUUCAUCUACAGUCAGGCCAGUGAAAUCAAAAUCUGUAACUCCGAAGUUGCUGGCAAAUCCAGCAUCCCGAGUCCCGACUCGAGUUCCGGACUCUAUAAAACCUGAUAUUUCUGCUUCUUCUGCUCCUGUUAGAACGCCUUUGCCGGUACGUGGGCCUUCCAGCAUGCUUGAAGCCAAAUUAAAGGAUAAGCCUACACUGAGAGAUAGAGAUAGAAAUAGAAAUGGCAGACAUACUUCACGUCCAUCGUCCCAUCAGUAUGCGGAUGAGUAUGAAUAUGACGACUCUGAUCUAGACUCGUUCAUAGCUUCGGAAGACGACGAAGAGGAACGUGACAGGUACUCGAGGCACGACGGGCAGGACUAUGAUCGUGACGAGAUCUGGGCCAUUUUCAACAGAGGCAAAAAGCGCAACUACUACAACCGUUUUGAUGAUGAUUCAGAUGUUGACGAUAUGGAAGCCACAGGUGCUGAUAUUCUUGAAGAAGAACAGGCUUCCAGACGCAGAGCAGAGUUGGAAGACCGUCGGGAAUUGGAAGAAGAGAAGCGGUUGGCUGCCCUUAAGAGAGCCCGCAAGCUGAAGAGAAACUAA
Scheffersomyces stipitis CBS 6054 is the source of this 1146-nucleotide messenger RNA. RefSeq lists its product as uncharacterized. Bases 1 to 1146 code for a protein of 381 amino acids. Lineage: Eukaryota; Fungi; Ascomycota; Pichiomycetes; Serinales; Debaryomycetaceae. Gene Ontology annotation, biological process: regulation of DNA-templated transcription; nucleosome assembly. The record is from RefSeq and is a predicted model, not a curated record. Gene Ontology annotation, molecular function: histone binding; DNA binding. Gene Ontology annotation, cellular component: nucleolus. The transcript is spliced from 2 exons.